Molecule: messenger RNA, 2819 nt
Organism: Glycine soja
Lineage: Eukaryota; Viridiplantae; Streptophyta; Magnoliopsida; Fabales; Fabaceae
Product: probable protein phosphatase 2C 40
Exons: 4
Coding region: 930-2540 (536 amino acids)
Biological process (GO): protein dephosphorylation
Molecular function (GO): protein serine/threonine phosphatase activity
Source: RefSeq, a predicted model, not a curated record
UCCUUCUCUCUUUCCACUUAAACUCAAUUCAAAACAUGCCUUCGCCUCAAAUCGAUUUCGAUUCUUCUUCUUUGGUCUUAUUAGCAUUUCGUAUGCUUUCAUCUUUUAAUUUUAGUUAUCCAACUCUCACUUGCAUUGGCUGCCAAUAGCAAUACUGCAACUCCCCUCACCCUCGCUCCAUGGAUUUUUUAUUUAACCCCCUUCUUUUUCUAAGGUCUUAUUGUUAAGCUGGUUCAACUAAAUUAGAUUUUCAAACAAAACAAUUAUAUAAUACCGCUUGUGCACAAUUACACGCACAUAUAAGCUCUGUAGUUCAUUUUUUUUUUUUUUUAUCAUAACCCGGCUUAUGUAUAUUCCUUACGUCUUUGGGCUGAAGCUAAUGUUGCUGUGCAUAUUUGGUUUCAAUUAUGCUUUUAUUUUCUUCGCUAUUAUCAAUCGUUUGCGCAAUCACUACAAUUUGGGUUUUCAUUGUUUUGGUCGUCUUGUUAUGAACCUUUAUUGUUUUCAAAUUGUUUGGCUAGAAGAUCUAAUUCCAGCCAUUUAUUAUCUUGCUUGGUGAUUUCAUGUCAAAUUGUUACGGUAUUUUGUGUUUCUUUGUAAAGUCAAGUGAACGAGCAAGGGGAGGGAAUUGCCUGCUAAUACUCCCCCGCCGCCGCAACCUUCUUUCUCCCAUUCUCUGCUUUACUGGCUUACAAAUAAAUACCUACCAACAUUUGGAUGUUAGCUUUAAAUUUUUUUAAUGGACCUGUUGUUUGGACAUUAUAUUAUAUGCAUGAAUUGGGAAAUCUUCUGUUCAAGUUUUAUAUAUAAUAUGGCUAUUAUAGAGUUGUUAAAUAGCCGCUAAAGCACUAUCGCAUUCUGGAAUUCCUUGGAUCCGCAAUUGCCACUCUGUCCGCUAUUUUGGUCGGCAUGGGUGUCAUGGUUGUGGUAUGCGUCCUGCAUCCUCUUGUCGUCUCCAGGUAAACAUGCUUAAUUCUGAAGGAGAACUUAAAAUAAGUUUUGGCUAUAAAUGCAAUAGAGAUAGAGGUAUUCCUUGUGAAGUUGUCAGUGGCUGCAAAAUCCUUCCUGGAGUAUGUAGAACAAGCAGUUUCUCCUGCUUGUCAGGUGCAGCCUUAAGUGCAAAUGCUACAUUAGCAAACACAAACAUCUGCAAUGGUAAGAUAGGAGAAGAAAUCCUUCCAAGUUGGGACUCUCCUACUUCAUUUCGAAAGGUAACCUCUUCGCCAAGUCUUUCAAAGUUGGACAUACUAUCAUCCUCCCCCCCGAAUAGUUUGUCUUACCUUAGCUGCAGUCCUUCUACUGUAAGUGAUAUCCUUGAAUAUGACUCUUGCACAUUAAAAUCCAUGAGUGAUCCUUCCAGAAGUGAAGGUUUUCUUAAUGCUAAGGAAGUUCAGGUAGCAGGAGGAGCUGCUGGUGAAGAUAGAGUUCAAGCAGUUUGUUCUGAAGAAAAUGGGUGGCUAUUCUGUGCAAUAUAUGACGGCUUUAAUGGAAGAGAUGCAGCUGACUUUCUGGCUGGUACCCUGUAUGAAACCAUCAUAUCUUACUUUAAUAAGUUAAUUUGGGAAUUGGAGCCGGGUUCCAUCAAAGCUUAUGAUAAAGGAUGCUUGGGUGGAUCCCUGCAAUAUAAGUUGGAUGAUAGUCUUAUUUAUCACGAGAAUCAAUCUCUGUCGAGAUUUAAGGGAAUAAACAAUUCUAAUCAUGGUUGUUUUGCAAAGUGUAAUCCUUCUACUAAGUCAGAAGUAUCAUGUGAUUCAUUUUCACAUGGGGUACUUGAUAUCCUUCAACGUGCCAUUAGUCAGGCUGAGAAUGAUUUCUUGUACAUGGUUGAGCAGGAAAUGGAGGAACGUCCUGAUUUAGUUUCUAUUGGAUCUUGUGUUUUACUUGUGCUUCUUCACGGUAAUGAUUUGUAUACACUUAAUCUAGGUGACAGCAGAGCAGUAUUGGCAACAUGCGGUACAGCUGAUCGGAUGGAUAAGAGUGAGAGACUCAAGGCUAUACAGCUUACAGAUAAUCAUACUGUUGAUAAUAAAGUUGAAAGAGCUAGACUUCUGGCUGAUCAUCCUGAUGAUCCCAAGAUUGUUAUAGCAGGAAAGGUGAAAGGUAAAUUGAAGGUUACUCGCGCUUUUGGAGUUGGCUACUUGAAAAAGAAAAGUCUGAAUGAUGCUUUGAUGGGAAUCCUUCGAGUUCACGAUCUUAAAAGCCCACCAUACAUAUCCACUAACCCAUCAUUGAAUGUCCAUAGAAUCUCAAAUUCCGAUCAAUUUGUUAUAGUAGGGAGUGAUGGUUUAUUUGACUUCUUCAGCAAUGAUGAGGCAGUAAAGCUUGUGGAGUCUUAUAUCUUGAACAAUCCUUUUGGUGAUCCAGCAAAGUUUCUCAUAGAACAGCUUGUAGCUAGAGCAGCUGAUUCUGCCGGUCUGAGCAUGGAAGAGUUGAUGAAUAUUCCAGCUGGAAGGAGAAGGAAGUACCAUGACGACGUGACCGUAAUUGUAAUCAUGCUAGGGAUGAAUCAGAGGACUUCAAAGGCAUCAACUUGCAUUUAAGAUUUGCCAAUUCUUCAAAAAAAAUAAGAAAGUUAAAAAAACAAAACAAAACUUUGUACCUAUGUAGCUUUUCACAGGACGCUCUCGUGUUAAGUAGUAUUUCCUAGGUUCAAGUUGUGGUAUUUAAAAUGUAUAUAUGGCAUCUUACAAGAACCAUUAGGUUCUAUCAUUUGUAAACAUUGAUAGAAUAGCAUUAUCACCGUUUUUUAUGUGCACUUAGAACUCAACAAUUGCACUCCUUACCAUUGAAUGCUGAUAUCUCAUGAGUUGAUAUGCCCA